Lobosporangium transversale is the source of this 614-nucleotide messenger RNA. RefSeq lists its product as hypothetical. The transcript is spliced from 5 exons. Gene Ontology annotation, biological process: proteasome assembly. Bases 98 to 478 code for a protein of 126 amino acids. The record is from RefSeq and is a predicted model, not a curated record. Lineage: Eukaryota; Fungi; Mortierellomycota; Mortierellomycetes; Mortierellales; Mortierellaceae. Gene Ontology annotation, cellular component: cytoplasm; nucleus.
CUGUAGGUUUACGCAUGCAUUUAGUUAUUCAUUCCAACAUUUCAGGGAACAUUCAAACCACUCUUUUUCUUAAAAACAUUCAUAAACACAUCUCAUCAUGUCUCUUCGCCUCGCACCUUCAAGCAAACCCACUACUGCGGGAUCUGCUUCAGUCUUCGACACAUCCAACUCAUAUGGUCUUCACGAUACAAUGCGCUUUGGUAUGAGGCAGAUUGCAAGUGAAGUUACAGCCAAGCACCCUUUGGAGAACCGACUAGCUGAGUGGGAGAAUACACAAGAAGACCUCAAGAUGAGCUUGGCCCGCAAUAUGUAUGGAAUGCAUUCUAUGCUGCCACAACGGUCAAAUCUUGGAUUGGAUAUUUUGAUGGGCAAGGACGAGACAAUUGACUUUGAAGACUUCUUGAAUGUUCCCGAAAUGUCGACAGAAAUGGUGGAUCCUCACACUAUUAUGGAACACCAGAUUGGCCUUCGCGUAUAAAAAAAUAUUUAGAGGGGAAUUGGUAUUAACAAACCAAAGAGCGUCAAUAGACAAGUAGCUGGGUCAGAGAAAAGGAUUUUCUUCGUUUAAAGAAUUCAAUAAAAAUGACUUUUAGUUCCAACACAUUCUCGUGACC